UGGAAAAACGUAGGGCAGUGCGGUAAUUUGACCAACUUUCUCCCUCACAAUCCCUUUAUUUCUCGUUUCUGUCUCACACUUCUCCUUUGUCGCCGUCUGCACCAGGCUACACAGACGGUACGACGUCGUUACCAUCGUCUUCUAUUUCAGACUGUCUGGUUUUCUUAGUCUUGAAGCUCUUCUUGAAGCCUCGCCGUCACUGCCGGUAAGGUAUUUUGAUUGUACAAGGAAAACAUGUUGCUUUGGCUGUUGAUCGAGGCAUAUAGUACUUAAAGAGUUAUCCAUCUUUAACCAUUGUCCCAAGCCACAUGUUGAACACUGGAAAGAGCGAUGCAGUCAGUUUAUUGUUACAAAGUUUAUCAUGUCCAACACAUAUCGUUAUAGUGUAUGCUACAAUAUUCACCUCAUUCCAUCCCAAGGCGCUUAUCUAUAUCCCAAAUACAAAAAUUCAUACCCAAGAGAUGGAGAGAAGGGAAUUUUGAUAAAUCACCAACAUCAUAUAGCCUAAAAGAAUCUAUCACAAAAGCAAAGAAAACCAGUGAUGAUUCUAUGAUAGAUUUUCUCCUUACAUCUAUCAGGAACCUUGUGGAACAAGGCAAUUUAUCAAAAGCAUUCAAAACUUUCUCUCUUAUCCAGUAUCAUGCCUCUUCUACUGCUUCUUAUAAUGUCAUCUUGCAUCCCAUUUCUUCUCUUCUUUUAUCUUGCACCAACUUUAAAUUACUUCCACAAGGUAAACAACUCCAUGCCCAGAUUAUUGUGUUGGGUCUUGAGAGACAUCAAGUUUUGGUUCCAAAACUGGUCUCUUUUUACUCUAACUUUAACUUUCUUGUUGAUGCCCACAUUGUCACUGAGGAUUCAAAUUUGUUGCAUCCUUUGCCAUGGAAUAUGCUUAUCUCAUCAUAUGUUAGAUAUGGAGAAUUCAGUCAGGCUCUCUCUGUCUAUAAGCAAAUGGUGAAUAAGGGGAUCAGACCAGAUAAUUUCACAUAUCCAUCUGUUCUCAAGGCUUGUGGCGAACUCAUGGAUAUAGGAUUUGGUAUGGAGGUGCACAAGUCCAUUGAAGCAAGCUCCUUACAGUGGAGCUUGUUUGUUCACAAUGCAUUAGUUUCAAUGUAUGGGAGACUCGGGUUAAUAGAUGUUGCUCAUCAAAUGUUUGACAAAAUGCCAGAUAGGGAUGCAGUUUCUUGGAAUGCAAUUAUCUCUGCUUAUGCCUCUAGGGGAAUGUGGAAUGAAGCAAUUCAGCUGUUUAAGCGGAUGCAGGAAGAGAGUAUGGAGGUAAAUAUCAUAACUUGGAACACCAUAGCUGGAGGGUACUUGCGGACAGGCAAUUUUAAGGGGGCACUAGAGUUGCUUUCUCGAAUGAGAAGUCGUGGUGCUCAGUUGGACUCAGUAGCAUUGAUUAUUGGUCUGGGUGCUUGUUCCCACAUUGGAGUGAUUAAGUUGGGGAAAGAGAUUCAUGGUUUUGCAAUUCGAAAUGGCACUUAUGAGUAUGAUAAUUUCAAGAAUGUGCUAAUUACGAUGUAUUCCAGGUGCAAGGACCUUAGACAUGCCUAUACUUUAUUUCGAUUGAUAGAAGAAAAGAGUACGGUCACGUGGAACUCCAUGCUUUCCAGUUAUGCACACAUGGAUCUAGCUGAAGAAGCCUCAUCCUUAUUUAGAGAAAUGUUGCGUUCUGGUAUUAAACCAAAUUAUGUUACAAUUGCUAGCAUUCUUCCACUCUGCGCUCGAGUUGCAAAUCUUUCACAUGGGAAGGAGUUCCACUGCUACAUUAUGAAACGCAAAGGAUUUGGGGAUUACUUGCUGUUAUGGAAUGCUCUUGUGGACAUGUAUGCAAGAUCAGGCAAGGUUUUAGAAGCUAAAAGAGUAUUUGAUUCAUUGACCAAGAGAGAUGAAGUAACAUAUACUUCCAUGAUUGCAGGAUAUGGGAUGUUGGGGGAAGGUCAAGCUGCACUGAAGUUAUUUGAAGAGAUGAACAGGUUGCAGAUCAAACCAGACCAUGUAACACUGGUUGCAGUUCUAUCAGCUUGUAGCCAUUCGGGUCUUGUAACCCAAGGUCAAAUGGUAUUUGAAAAGAUGCCAAUUGUUUAUGGUAUAAGUCCCCGUUUAGAGCAUUAUGAUUGCAUGAUUGAUCUCUUUGGAAGGGCUGGUCUAUUAAAUAAAGCAAAAGAGAUGAUCAAAAGGAUGCCUUACAGGCCAACUUCUGCCAUGUGGGCAACUCUCAUUGGUGCUUGUCGGAUCCAUGGAAAUACAGACAUAGGAGAAUGGGCAGCUGAGAACCUUUUGGAAAUGAGGCCUGAACAUUCAGGUUAUUAUGUGUUAAUUGCUAAUAUGUAUGCUGCUGCUGGCUGUUGGAACAAGGUAGCUAUGGUGAGGACCUUCAUGAGGGACUUGGGCGUGAGGAAGGCUCCAGGUUGUGCUUGGGUUGAUGCUGGCAAUGGAUUAUCACCUUUUCUGGUGGGUGACACAUCGCAUACCUAUAGAGAUGAUGUUUACCCUUUGUUGGAUGGAUUGACUGAACUAAUGAAGGAUGAUGGUUAUGUGCCCAUUGAGAGUUUAGGUUCCGUUGAUCAUAUUUUGGAGGCAUAGAGUGGACAAAAUUGUAGUAGUUAGAAUUUUAAAAGAAUUGGUUAGAGAACUGUGGUUGGUAUAUUAUUUGAAGUGCUUAACUGAAGAUACUCUUCUACUGUGGGAUCAAAGUUUAGUUAUGUGAAGAAUCCAUGCUAGACUCAAACAGUUGCUCUGGCUCAACACUGCUAGACCUUGGUGCCAUAGGGAACUAUUUCCGGACUGCUAUCUGAUUUAAUUGUUUGGUCUGUCACUUCUGAAGUGAAUAUAUUUUAUUCUUUAUGGGCUUGAAAGUUAUUUUAUUCUUGGAGAAAGAGUCACCCUUGAGAGAAGAGGUGAGAAUUUAAGAAUUAUUACGUCUUUUGUUACUUGAUUACUACAAAGGCAUCAAUCAUAAUUGAAACAUAUACUUGAGUAUCCAGACUACCCUGUUUUGUACUUUAAUAAUACAUGUCUUGUUUUUUUCCUGA
Messenger RNA from Ziziphus jujuba (common jujube), 3032 nucleotides. Its product is annotated as pentatricopeptide repeat-containing protein At1g71490. The record is from RefSeq and is a predicted model, not a curated record. Lineage: Eukaryota; Viridiplantae; Streptophyta; Magnoliopsida; Rosales; Rhamnaceae. The transcript is spliced from 2 exons. Gene Ontology annotation, molecular function: RNA binding; protein binding. Bases 388 to 2583 code for a protein of 731 amino acids. Gene Ontology annotation, biological process: RNA modification.